UGGGCGGGAUAAUUUCAAAAAGUAACCGCACAAUUUCACUUCGAGAACACGCAGAACGCGUGAAAAUGGCGGAAAACGGCGAGCAACGAGGAGAGCAGUGCGUCCGCACUGAAAAGGAGCUGCCGAUUGCCUUCGGAAACUUCACCAACCAGGAGAAUUGGGACUUUUUCUACGCCGCAAGAGGCGCCGGUAAUUUCUCCGAGUGGUACGCCGACUGGCCCCAACUCCGGAUCUUACUCAGGAACCAUCUCUCGCUUCCGCCGCCGGAGGAGCUGAGUAUUUUGGUUCCGGCGUGCGGGAAUUCCAGGCUGUCGGAGCAUCUGUACGACGACGGAUUCAGGAAUAUAACAAAUGUGGAUUUCUCGAGGGAGGUCAUUUCCGCCAUGCUGAAGAGGAAUUUGAGAGAACGGCCGGGGAUGAGGUGGCGCGUGAUGGACAUCACUGAUAUGCAGUUUGCAAGUGGGACUGUUGAUGCCAUCAUCGAUAAGGGAGGACUGGAUGCUCUAAUGGAACCUAACAUUGACCCCAGAUUAGGAACAAUAUACUUAUCUGAGGCUAAAAGAUUGUUAAAAGCUGGAGGAAAAUAUAUUUGUCUCACCGCGGCACAAUCUCAUGUACUAGGUCUACUUUUUCGAAAGUUUCGAUUUGGAUGGAAAGUCAAUCUUUAUGCCGUUGCUCAAGAACCAUCUUCAGGAACCACCAAACAGCGGGCAUUUAUGUUCGUCGCAGAGAAAUAUAUUUUAACUGUCGUUUCUCAGAUAUCAUUCAUGGAUGAAUGUUCUGUAGAAUCCCAUGGUAAUCAGGUUCAAGAACUAUUUGAAGCACUUGAAAGAGAAAAUACUGUCCGAGCAGAAUACUCUAAUGGCACUGAUACAUGGCACUCGCUUAAUGACCUGAACCAAGGGGUACAAGGAAACAUUGGAGUGCUUGAACCUGGUCGCGCUGUAAAGCUUUUUUUAGGUGAAACUGGAGUAUCACGUUUCUUCUAUAGUGGUUUACUGCUUGAUGGUCGUCCAUUGCCAAUACCUUUCUCCGAUCAAUAUGGUGUAUUAUUCGUUCACAGCAUGCAAACUUUCCACGGGCUCCUCACAUCAAGUCCCCGACAAUGGGCCCUUGCUGUAUGCCACAAAGCUGCUCGGCUGUUGAUAGUUGUACUGGAUGCCAACCAUAAUGUUUUAGCGAAGGAUAUAGAGAGUGAUAUAUUUCGUUUUAUCAAACAAUUGGCCCCAGGGGAUAAUAUUGAAGAAGAUAAGAUUGUAAUUACGUAUGCAGAUGAAGGGUAUAAGCAGAAGAAAAAUUUGUAUAAGGUUACAUCUACCUUGACUGGUCCGAUUGCUAUAGAUGAUGUGAUCUAUUUCGAUCCACCGGGUGAUAUUCCUACACCUGGUAAAUCUAAGGAUUCCAUAUUCCGCCGCCUUCGCUUUGGAAGAAAUGAAGCUUUUGCGCGAUCUGAAGCUCUUUUAUCCACACAAGUUGAGAAUAAGAAAGUACCGGCAGCUUCCAGAACCUUGAAGAAAGGAAAACCGAGGAUGUUUGAAUCACAGCCAUCUGAUUCUCAAGCAUCAAGUGGUGAUACGAAAGUCGAUCACAAAUAUUUGAGUUCUGGAUUGUACAAGGGGUUGCUUUCUGGAUUACUGUUGUUUUCCAUACAUUCAAAAAGAACUAUCUCAGCUGGUAGAUUGGUCAAAACAGUAAUCAUCGGUCUUGGAGCAGGACUACUUCCUAUGUCUUUGAGAAAUUACGUACCUACUCUAAAGAUUGAGGUCGUUGAGUUAGAUCCUGUGGUUCUGAAUGUUGCUAAAGAGUAUUUUAGCUUUGAAGAAGAUGAUUCCUUAAAGGUACAUAUUACUGAUGCAAUGAAGUUUGUCAAAGAGAGAGCAGAAGGGAUCAACUCUUCCAAAAUUGACGUACUUAUAAUCGACGUGGACUCGUCAGACUCAAGUUCUGGUUUAAUUAGUCCAGAGGCAGAAUUAGUUGAGGAACCUUUUCUAUUGGCAGCAAAAGAUUCACUUUCUGAUAAAGGUCUAUUCAUCCUUAAGUUAGCCACAGGCUAUCCUGGUGUGAGGACUGCAGCGCAUUCAAAAUUGCAAACGGUAUUUAGCAGCAACCUCUUUAGCAUGCCCGUGGAUGAAGGUUUCUCUGAAUUAAUUUUCGCCCUGAAGAAGGAUUCUCCAGUCAUUGGAGAGGAAGAACUCGCUGAAGCUUGUGAGGCACUUCGAAGAUCAUUAGAGCAUAACAGUGGGGAUUGGAUCAAACAAACCUUAGUUGUCUCGAAGAAGAUCGCGCCACUAAGAAAAUCAUGAUGAAGAAAGCAAUUUAAAAAAAAAAAAAAAUUGAAUUUCUUGGUGAUGAAAAAUGGAAACAGAUAUUCAAAUCUUCUUGGUAAGAUAGAUACAAAUGCAUGCAGCUGAUGUAUAGAGAUAUUUUUAGCACACACUUACUUGUUGAUUACAAGUUGUAUGUACUGUACAGUUUAGUGAUUUUGAGCCAGAUACUAUUGAUAUAAUGAAUUUGCACAUAUUAUACCCUUUU
Erythranthe guttata (spotted monkey flower) is the source of this 2532-nucleotide messenger RNA. RefSeq lists its product as uncharacterized. The record is from RefSeq and is a predicted model, not a curated record. NCBI's taxonomy places the organism in Eukaryota, Viridiplantae, Streptophyta, Magnoliopsida, Lamiales, Phrymaceae. Gene Ontology annotation, molecular function: S-adenosylmethionine-dependent methyltransferase activity.